UUCUUCAAUUCUUGAUUCUGAUUCUUCAAUUCUUAAUCCUCUUCUCUCAACUCCUAAUUUUGACUCUUUAAUUCUUAAUCCUCAAAAUGAAAAUAUUCCCAAAAAUUAUUCUGAAGACGAUAUUGUUAAUAAACUUAAAAACAAAAGAAUAUCACCUGUUCAUGACUAUCUUGAUAUUAAUGACAGUGGUAUCCAUAUUUGCAAAGUCUGUUCUGAUAAUCUGGAUAUUAAAGAAAAUGAAAUUG
Messenger RNA from Racocetra persica, 245 nucleotides. Lineage: Eukaryota; Fungi; Glomeromycota; Glomeromycetes; Diversisporales; Gigasporaceae. The record is from the annotation of a GenBank genome assembly.